AUGCUGCUCUUCUGGACAAUCACACUUUUCCUGGUGGGAGCAGCCCAAGGGAAAGAAAUUUGCUAGGGUGACCUUGGAUGCUUUUCUGACACUGAGCCCUGGGCUGGGACUGCAAUCAGGCCCCUGAAAAUUCUGCCCUGGAGCCCUGAGAAGAUUGACACCCACUUCUUGCUCUACACCAGUGAAAAUUCAAACACCUUUUAGAUUCUCCGCCUCUCUGAUCCAUCAACAGUUUAGGCAUCGAAUUUUCAAACAACCAAGAAGACCUGGUUCAUCAUUCAUGGCUUCUUAGACAAGACAGAGGAGAGCUGGGUGACAGACAUGUGCAAGAGCAUGUUUAAGGUGGAGGAGGUGAACUGCAUCUGCGUGGACUGGAAGAAGGGCUCCCAAACCCCCUACACACAGGCUGCCAACAACGUGCGGGUGAUGGGCGCCCAGGUGGCCCGGAUGCUCAACCUCCUCUCAACAAACUACAGCUACUCACCUUCCAAAGUCCACCUCAUUGGCCACAGCCUGGGAGCCCACGUGGCUGGAGAGGCAGGGAGCAGAACUCCAGGCCUGGGCAGGAUUACUGGAUUGGAUCCUGUAGAAGCCAGUGUCGAGGGCACUCCUGAAGAGGUUCGACUUGACCCUUCAGACGCUGACUUUGUUGAUGUCAUUCACAGGGAUGCAGCUCCCUUGAUCCCAUUCUUAGGCUUUGGAACAAACCAACUGAAGAGUCACCUUGACUUCUUCCCCAGUGGAGGAGAGGACAUGCCAGGAUAUAAUAAGAAUGCCUUGUCACAGAUCGUGAAACUAGAUGGCGUUUGGUCAGGAACCCGGGACUUUGUGGCUUGCAAUCAUCUGAGAAGCUACAAGUAUUAUUUGGACAGCAUCCUCAGCCCUAAUGGGUUCACUGCAUAUCCCUGCACUUCCUACAAGCACUUUGAUCACAACAAGUGCUUCCCCUGUCCAGACCAAGGCUGCGCACAGAUGGGUCACUAUGCUGACAAGUUUGCUGGCAGGAUAAGUAAAGAGCAGCAGAAAUUCUUCUUGAACACAGGUGGUGCCAAGAAUUUUUCAUGCUGGAGAUACAGAGUUUCCAUAACGCUGUCCAGAAGAAUGGUAACUGGUCAGGUCAAAGUUGCUUUGUUUGGAGAUAAAGGAAGCACUUGCCAGUAUGAUAUCUUCAGGGGGGUCAUCACACCAGGCUCUACCCAUUCCAAGGAGUUUGAGGCAGAGCUUGAUGUUGGGACAAUUGGGAAAGUCAAGUUUCUGUGGAACAACAAUAUGGUACACCCAACUUUCCCCAGUGGGGCAGCCAAGAUCACAGUGCAAACAGGAGAGGAGCAGACAGAGUACAACUUCUGUAGUCAAGACGCUGUGAGAGAAGACGUUCUGCUCACCCUCAUGCCCUGUGAAACUCCAAACACAGUAUGA
Molecule: messenger RNA, 1419 nt
Organism: Heterocephalus glaber (naked mole-rat)
Lineage: Eukaryota; Metazoa; Chordata; Mammalia; Rodentia; Bathyergidae
Source: RefSeq, a predicted model, not a curated record